Messenger RNA from Dromaius novaehollandiae (emu), 1787 nucleotides. RefSeq names its product aurora kinase C-like. The transcript is spliced from 8 exons. Gene Ontology annotation, cellular component: spindle microtubule; spindle midzone; spindle pole centrosome. NCBI's taxonomy places the organism in Eukaryota, Metazoa, Chordata, Aves, Casuariiformes, Dromaiidae. The coding region runs from base 37 to 1083 and encodes 348 amino acids. Gene Ontology annotation, molecular function: ATP binding; protein kinase activity. Gene Ontology annotation, biological process: mitotic spindle organization; regulation of cytokinesis; protein phosphorylation. The record is from RefSeq and is a predicted model, not a curated record.
UCCCCGGUGCCACUGGUGCCCCCCCCCCCCCCCAGCAUGGCCUACAAGGAGAACGUGAACCCCAGCGUCUAUGGCCUGGGCAAGUGUGGGGUGCUGCCCCCCCCGGGCCCCCAGCGGGUGCUGCGCAAGGACCCCCCCGGCCCGGGUGCCGCCCCCCCCUCGGACGCCCUGCUGCUGCCGAGAGCCGCCGCCAGGGCCUGCCCCCCCCCAGCCCUGCCGGGGCGGGUGCCCUUGGAGCCCAGCACCCAGCAGCACCCGCAGCGGACCUUCUCCAUCGAGGACUUUGAGGUGGGGCGGCCGCUGGGCAAGGGCAAGUUCGGCAACGUCUACCUGGCGCGCGAGCGGACCUCCCGCUUCAUCGUGGCCCUCAAGGUGCUCUUCAAGUCGCAGAUCGAGAAGGAGGGCGUCGAGCACCAGCUGCGGCGCGAGAUCGAGAUCCAGGCCCACCUGCGGCACCCCAACGUGCUGCGUCUCUACAACUACUUCCACGACCGCAAGCGGGUCUACCUCAUCCUGGAGUACGCGCCGCGGGGCGAGCUCUACAAGGAGCUGCAGAAGUGCCGCCACUUCGACGAGCAGCGCAGCGCCACGCUGAUGGAGGAGCUGGCGGACGCGCUGCUCUACUGCCACGCCAAGAAGGUGAUCCACCGCGACAUCAAGCCCGAGAACCUGCUCAUGGGCCUCAAGGGCGAGCUGAAGAUCGCCGACUUCGGGUGGUCGGUGCACGCCCCCUCGCUCAGGCGGAAGACCAUGUGCGGGACGCUGGACUACCUGCCGCCGGAGAUGGUGGAGGGCCGGACGCACGACGAGAAGGUCGACCUGUGGUGCCUGGGGGUGCUCUGCUACGAGCUGCUCGCCGGGCACCCGCCCUUCGAGAGCGCCUCCCACGCCGACACCUACCGCCGCAUCACCAAGGUGGACCUGCACUUCCCCCCGGCGCUGCCCGACGGCGCCCGCGACCUCAUCGGGCGCCUGCUGCGCCACAGCCCCGGGGAGCGGCUGCCGCUGCGCGGGGUGCUGCAGCACCCAUGGGUGCGCGCCCACUCCCGCCGGGUGCUGCCCCCCGCCUACGCCCCCCCCUAGGGCCCCCGGGUGCUGCCCCCCACCCCGGGGUGCUGCCGACCCCCAUUGCCAAAGGGUUGGGGGGGUCCUGGGUGCUGCCCCACCCCAACCCUGGGUGCUGCCCCCCCCACCUAUGGGUGCUGCCACCCCCCCAUUACCCGAGAUUUGGGGGUCCUGGGUGCUGCCCCCCACCCCUGGGUGCUGCCACCCCCCGCCAUUACCCGAGAUUUGGGGGUCCUGGGUGCUGCCCCACAUCUUUACCAAGGGUUGGGGGUCCUGGGUGCUGCCCCCCACCCCUGGGUGCUGCCCCCCCACCUAUGGGUGCUGCCACCCCCAAAUUACCCGAGAUUUGGGGGUCCUGGGUGCUGCCCCCCCACCUAUGGGUGCUGCCACCCCCCCAUUGCCAAAGGGUUGGGGGGGUCCUGGGUACAUGUUGCCCCCCACCCAUGGGUGCUGCCGACCCCCAUUACUCAAGGGUUGGGGGGGUCCUGGGUGCUGCCCCCCAUCUUUACCCAAGGGUUGGGGGCUCUGGGUGCUGCCCCCCCCACCCAUGGGUGCUGCCACCCCCCACUACUCAAGGGUUGGGGGGGUCCUGGGUGCUGCCCCCCACCUAUGGGUGCUGCCUCCCUUCCCAAAACAGUGGGGUGCCCCCCAAUCCCCCUCUUCUGGGGGGGCAGCACCCAUGGGUGCCCCCCACCCCCCCCUCAAUAAAGCUGGUGUUUUUA